AUGACAAAUAAUGGAAAUAUGUCCAAUAUUACAGAAACAUCUUCAUAUUUAAGUGAUCUUAGGUAUUUGGGUUAUCAUAGUUUAUCUAUGAUUAUUCUUGGUUCAGUCUUCAAAUUAAUAACAUUCAUUGUCUUAUAUCGACCAGCAUUUCAAAACACAAAAGUACGUCCAAUAAUACAUUAUAUGCGUGUACUAGCAUUAAUUGAUUUUCUUGGAUUAUAUGGAUGGAAUCUUGACAAUUAUUUAGGUCUUGUACAAGGUUUUACAUUAUUUUCCUCAUAUACAGUUGCAUCAUGUAAGAUUUUUUCAUUUCUUAAUUAUUUUACAACUCAAGUAUCGGCAUGGUUACAUGUUUUUAUUUGUUUUGAUCGAUAUUUAUUUUUAAGUCGCACACAACCAAAUACUUGGUUUAAUCGAUCAAAAAGUGUUUUAAUUAUCAUCGCUUGUAUUAUUGGAGUUUUUACUCUUUAUAAUUUACAUUUUUUCAUAUUUGUUUGUUAUAAAGAUGAAAAUGGUCAAGUUAACAUGGAUUCAAAAUUCUAUCAAGUUUAUCCAUUAUAUGAUAAAAUACAUAUAUUUAUUUAUAGUAUUAUACCAUUUAUACUUAUGAUGAUAUUCAGUUCAAUUUCAGUAUAUCAUUUAGGAAAAUUACGACAAAUAACCACAAUACAAAAUUCAAAAAUUCCACAUCGAUCCAUUUCAAUAGCACUUAUAAGUACGAGUCUUGUUUUUAUUUUAGCACGUACGCCAACAUCAAUUUGUUAUGGAUUCUUUUAUAAUAAUCUUUCUGAAACUAUUUUGGGUCGUCGUAUCAUAAAUAGCUUUGAUACGCUUUUAUAUACAUCGCCUAUCUUAGAUUUUCCUAUCUAUCUAAUUACCUUUAGUGAAUUUCGUCGUGAAUUCAUUCGAUUAUUGCGAAGAAAUUGA
This is a messenger RNA of Adineta ricciae, 927 nucleotides long. NCBI's taxonomy places the organism in Eukaryota, Metazoa, Rotifera, Eurotatoria, Adinetida, Adinetidae. The record is from the annotation of a GenBank genome assembly.